GGCGAGAGCCGGGCGGGGGUGCAGCGGGGACGCAACCUCCGCAGCGAGGGCCGGAAAUCGCAAUGUGAGUGCGCCGGGCCACCGGGGGAGAAGGACGAAGAGGUCCGAGGUGGAAACCAGGAAGUGGGAGCCGGGCUGCAGCGCUUGCUCAGUGUGCAUCUUGGUUAACCGCGCCGUGCGAGGCUCUCAAAGCCUGAGAAGCAGGGGCAGGGAGCGCAGCGAGAAGCCGGCGACUGGUCCCGCUUUCUGCCCAGCCUCGAUGGGCCCUUUCCCCUCCGGGGUGUGAAUAAACUGCGGAAGCCACUGGGUCCCCAGCCAACAGGUGCUGGAACCACUGAGCUAAAUCCCCGGCUCUAAGAGCCCUUAAACAGAAUGUGCUGCUCACCACCCCACAUGAACACACAUGUGCAGAAUAGGACCCACCCCAGGGCCAUGCGGAUACCAGACAGCUUUAGGACCCUGUGGCUCCUCAAGAAGUUGGGGCUGAUCCUAGGACUCUGCCUGGGCGUUGUGCUCAUUGUGUCCAGAAGCGCCUUGCUUGAAUCAGUGCUGCCCAGCCUCAAGCUAAAGAGCCCACUGCUGCCCACACCAGAGGUCCCCACGCUUAGCCUCCUACCCCAGCAGCAGCUCCGAGGCCUCUUCUCCCGGGACAAGCUCUGGCUGUUCCCUAAAAACCAAUGCACAUGUGAAAACGCCCAGAGCCAAGGAGGAUACAACUUCCGGAAGGCCUACAAGGAAAGCGAUCUUCUGGGGGUGGAUGCCAGGAGACACGCCGAGUACAAGCACUUCCAGAGGAGAGAGGGGCUGCCGCAGCCCCUGCCCCUGCUGGCCCAGCCCAACCUGCCCUUCGGGUACCCGGUGCACGGCGUGGUGGUGAUGCCGCUGAACACAAUCCCCAUCCCAGGUCUCCGGUUUGAAGGGCCCGAUGUCCCGGUCUAUGAGGUCAACCUGACGGCCACUCUGGGGACACUGAACACCCUCGCCGAUGUCCCGGACAGUGUGGUGCAGGGCAGGGCCCAGAAGCGGCUGACCAUUUCCACCAGUAACCGCCAGCUGCUGAACUUCGUCCUGCAGCACGUGACCUACACGAGCACCGGCUACCAGCACAACCGUGUGGACGUGGUGAGCUUGGAGUCGGGGUCUGCAGUGGCCAAGUUCCCCAUCAGCAUCCGUUACCCUGUCAUCCCCAAGCUGUACGACCCGGGCCCAGAGAGGAAGCUCCGGAACCUGGUGACCAUUGCCACCAAGACUUUCCUGCGCCCCCACAAGCUGAAGACCUUGCUGCAGAGCAUCCGGAAGUUCUACCCAGACUUGACGGUGAUCGUGGCGGACGACAGCGAAAAGCCCGUGAAGAUCGAUGACGAACUCGUGGAGCAUUACAUCAUGCCCUUCGGGAAGGGCUGGUUUGCGGGACGGAACCUGGCCAUCUCUCAGGUCACCACCAAGUACGUCCUCUGGGUGGAUGACGAUUUCGUCUUCAUCCCCAAGAGCAAGAUUGAGACUCUGGUCGAGGUCCUGGAGAACACGGAGCUGGACGUGGUGGGCGGCAGCGUGCAGGGAAACACAUUCCAGUUCAAGCUGUUCCUGGAGCAGAGCGAAGCCGGGGACUGUCUUCACCGGAGGCCCGGGUCCUUCCAGCGCCUGGACGGCUUUCCCAGCUGCGUGGUGACCAGCGGGGUGGUCAACUUCUUCCUGGCCCACACUGAGAGGCUGCAGAGGGUCGGCUUCGAUCCCCGCCUGCAGCGGGUGGCUCACUUAGAGUUUUUCAUAGACGGGCUGGGCAGCCUACUGGUGGGCUCCUGCCCAGAGGUGGUCAUGGGUCACCAGUCCCGCGCACCGCCGACAGACAAGGAGCUGGCCAUGCUGGAGAAGAACUACAGCAUCUACCGAGAAAACACCAAGGCGCAGAUCCAGUUCAAGCUGGCGCUGCACUACUUCAAGAACCAUUUCCAGUGUUCCACAUAAAGCUCGGGGCUGAUUGGCUGCGGGCAUCUAGAAAGGUGGAACUGGCAAUGCAGCCUACCAAUGAGAACUCUUACCGGUGGAGGGCAGGGCAAGUAGAUGAGCCAAUCAACGUUUAAGGGUCAUUAGGAAUGGACCAAUCAUUGAUCAGGGCAGUGGGGACCUUAUAAAUCACAAGCAUUAAGAGUUCUGGAGCCUUCUUUCUGAAGUUCUGCGUUUUGAUUCAGCCACUUCGUCUGAUCUCAGCAGAAGGACGCGUUGGCUGCUGGUGCCUUGAGACUCCGGUGGAAAUCAUAUGGCCACCAGAGACAUCAGCGUCACUAACGUCCGCACGUUUUCAUUUGGUUCUCUCUGGUGGACUCAAAAAACUGAAAAACCAGGGUCUUUGCCUUGAGGAGCGGCAGCUGGGCCAGGCCUCAGUGGUGACAGGUAGUGGACAUCCGGUGGGAUGAGGGUCGGGGAGCGGCGGCGAGGCCAUGGGUCCCCGCGGGUGUGGGUACAUCAGGUAGGGCAACUGGGGGUCUAUGGGAUGCAGUUAAAGCACAGCUAAAGUCAAUAAGGGGUCUGAGGAGUUCCUGAGCACACACGCACACACACACACACAAAAACCCAACUGGGAGCCGGCCGCGGGGCCUCACAACUGUAAUCCCAGCCCUCUGGGAGGCUGAGGCAGGAGGAUCUCAAUUUCAAGCCCAGCCCGUGCAUGUAGUGACCUUGUUAGACCCUGUUUCAAAAUAAAAUAUUUUAAAAGGGCUGUGGAUGUAGCUC
Fukomys damarensis (Damara mole-rat) is the source of this 2730-nucleotide messenger RNA. It is a transcript of the gene B4galnt2, whose product is annotated as beta-1,4-N-acetyl-galactosaminyltransferase 2. Gene Ontology annotation, cellular component: Golgi membrane. Bases 373 to 1965 code for a protein of 530 amino acids. Gene Ontology annotation, molecular function: hexosyltransferase activity. The transcript has 12 exons. Lineage: Eukaryota; Metazoa; Chordata; Mammalia; Rodentia; Bathyergidae. The record is from RefSeq and is a predicted model, not a curated record. Gene Ontology annotation, biological process: UDP-N-acetylglucosamine metabolic process; UDP-N-acetylgalactosamine metabolic process.